GAGACACUGACAGGCGGAGCAUGCUACCGACAGUACCGACCUUGUCCGACCUUGUUUCGAAGAAGUGAUGAAGAAGAAGAGAGAAUAACCGCAUAGAAGACAUGAUCUAAUGUAGAAGAGAUGAUCCUAGGUGGCCGAUGAAGCCAUCAGCUACUGUGCAGAGCGCAGGCCAGUGCAGACUUGUUGGCACUUGUAGCGUGAUGACUCAUUCAAGAGGAUACAAAUUACAAACGACAGUGAACAGUGAGUGAAUCGAAGUAGCGUUUCACGAGUGAAAUAUUAUUAAUCCUUGCAGUGAAUCGUGUAAAGUGGAUUUCCCAACUCGGAUCUUCAGUUGACGUUGACGUUUUGCUCGCAGUUUCGCGCUGGAAUAAUAAUUUUUCGUACGACCGAUCGUAACGAUUUAAAUUCAAUUUUUUGUUUAAUUUAAAGAAAACAGCUGAAUUGCAGAAUGUUACCAGCAUUUUUUAGUCCUCGUCCAAAAUCAAUUUCGAAUGCAAUCGAAGAUAAUCAAAUUGAAUCAAAGGCAGUGCAGGAUUCACAAGAGGAUAAUCGUUUUCGAACAUAUAACGUGAAGGACUUGAAAAUGGCCAAAGCUUAUUUGCCUCCAGAAGUGAUUCGGGAAUUCAAAGAAGGUUUUGAAGCUUCAGCAAAAUCACCUUCGACCUCGAAAUCACGCAAUUUUGUGAGGAAACUCGUGGCCAAUUUGGAGCAUAAAAAAGAUCACCGAAGUGGCCAUUGUACUGCAGAUGCUGAAUUUUUGACGAAAUGUUACAUAAGGACUCCGGCAAAAAGUGCUUUAGUUUUUAAAGACACAGAAGAGAAAGCAGACUUUUUUGACGACCACUAUGCUACAAAUAUAAAAAAUUUGAGUCAAUCAAUCGGAGAUGAUGAGGAAAAAAAGAAAAAAAUUGAUGCUUUUGAUGGAGUGGUAGGAAACGAAUUAAAAUCCGAUGAAUUUAUGAAAAUCUGUUCAAUCAGAAAUUUCCAUGAUUCCAACCAAAAUGACAUUUUUCAAGAGAAAGUGGACUAUUUUGGUCCCACUAAAGAUCUUCCAGGUAUAAAAGAAGAUACCUACUUUGAUGAAAAAAAAUUCGAUUUUAAUCAGAACUCAAAUCUGUCAAAUGAUGCUACUGAUUUUUAUUUUCAACCUGAGAAGCCCAUCAAUCCUCCUGAUGUAGUUUAUUUGGAGCCAAAAAAUAAAAAGAACAGCUUGAGGCGCUCAGGAUCAUUGGAUGAAAAAAGGUCUUUUAAAAGUGUUUUGACUUCGUUAAUGGGAUUCAGACGUCGAAAGUCAGUUCUUCCCAAAGGAAAGCGAAAUAUUUUGGGCCCAAAGGAUAGCCUAGGGGAAGAAAUGCGACUUUUUAGAAGGGAUAUGAUGCCUGUUUUACUCAGAGCAGCAGGACCUUACAAUAAUGACUCUGAAGAUAAAUCAAAAGAUGAGACGUUUUCGUCGAUUAUUGCUGCCUCUAGGCCGAAAACCCGAUCCUCUGGCCGAAUUGCAUCCAUUCAUCCAUUUUAUGGGGGAAAGAAAAGCGCGCAGACUUUUCUACACACACUCGAAGAAGAAAAUCUAGAGCCUAAGAGUGGAUCUUCAGAAAAUCAUUCUCAACCGCAGGACUUGCAAAAGACGGUUCUUCCUGAGAAAACUCCUUCCUUAUAUCAAAGGCCACCUCCUGUUGUUUAUGACGUUCCAAAAUCUAACAAAAUCAUCCGUCCAGGCUUAGAAUUGAAAAAGGAUCGCGAAAAUCUCCUCAAUUACGAGAAUGGGGGAAUAAUGUCCGAAAGUGAUUGGAAUAGAAAAAACAAUGUUAUUCCGAGGAAAAAUAUCGUUUGUGGUCAGAGAGCGCUUUAUAUAAGAAAUCAAAGGCAGGAAUUGGAAACUCGACUGUAAGUUUGAUUUUCGAAAGUGAGCAAACUCAAUUAUAAAUUAUAAUUGUACCAAAAAUGUGGAUCAAUUUCUAUUUUGUAUAAAAAUGUUCUCUUGUGAUAAUCUUUUUAAAUAUUUCUGUAAUCAGAGUGGUUUCUUAAAACUUAAUAUAUCAAUUA
Messenger RNA from Belonocnema kinseyi, 2049 nucleotides. RefSeq lists its product as uncharacterized. NCBI's taxonomy places the organism in Eukaryota, Metazoa, Arthropoda, Insecta, Hymenoptera, Cynipidae. Bases 452 to 1894 code for a protein of 480 amino acids. The transcript has 6 exons. The record is from RefSeq and is a predicted model, not a curated record.